Molecule: messenger RNA, 705 nt
Organism: Paracoccidioides brasiliensis Pb18
Product: tRNA (carboxymethyluridine(34)-5-O)-methyltransferase
Exons: 3
Coding region: 1-705 (234 amino acids)
Biological process (GO): tRNA wobble uridine modification
Cellular component (GO): cytoplasm; nucleus
Molecular function (GO): S-adenosylmethionine-dependent methyltransferase activity; tRNA binding
Source: RefSeq, a predicted model, not a curated record
AUGGAAAGCAGUGAUGCGGAGAGGUACGAAGAACUGUAUGUUCACAAUGUCUACCAAGAAAUCGCAGACCACUUCUCCUCCACAAGAUAUAAGCCUUGGCCAAUUGUCGAACGUUUUUUAAAAGAACAGCCUCCCGGCUCGAUCGGACUCGAUAUUGGCUGCGGCAAUGGCAAAUACCUACCAGUAAACUCCAACGUUUUCAUUGUUGCGUCAGACAGAUCCGAAGCCUUGGCGCGAAUUUCCAGCAGGCAUUAUCCGCACUCUGUGAUUGUCGCUGACAAUCUAAAUUUGCCGCAUCCGGAUGGUUUCUUCGACUUCGCCAUUUCCAUUGCGGUGGUUCAUCACCUAUCAACUCCUGAACGCAGGGUUAGAGCUGUCCAGUCUAUCCUUCAGACACUCAGACCACCUCGCAAUGGGCAAGAAGGUGGCAAAGCGUUAAUAUAUGUCUGGGCGCUAGAACAGAAAACCAGUAGAAGGGGGUGGGAUGCUGGAGAUGACCAGGACGUCAUGGUCCCAUGGGUGCGACAGAAGAAAAGCAUGGAUGCUCAAUCUGAUGAGUCAACCAAGACUUUCCGCCGGUACUAUCAUUUAUAUCAAUCGCAGGAGCUGGAGAGGGACAUUGUCGCAGCCGGUGGCGAUGUGUUGGAUCACGGCUAUGAAAAGGACAACUGGUGGGCAAUCGCAAGCAUAAAGCCGCUGGAUUGA